Cladophialophora immunda is the source of this 3130-nucleotide messenger RNA. RefSeq lists its product as uncharacterized. The record is from RefSeq and is a predicted model, not a curated record. NCBI's taxonomy places the organism in Eukaryota, Fungi, Ascomycota, Eurotiomycetes, Chaetothyriales, Herpotrichiellaceae. The coding region runs from base 905 to 2452 and encodes 515 amino acids. The transcript has a single exon.
GUGUGGCCGGCGUGCAGCAGCAGCUUCUGCCUCUUCUUCCAACCCACGCUUUUUCCCUUUAUGCUGCAAUCUCCCCACGAAGCUGAUCGCGAGGGCAUCCGUACUCACCCAGAAACCAUGACUCUUGAAGAUCACGGUGUUCAAGCCUUGUUCCAAUCUCAUGACCGCGUCUGUUGCGAUGUAUCUGCGCUUGGCUGGCUGGUUCCGGCCAUCUCCCUUCAACCACUAACCCAUUGAUCGGAAGUUAUCGAAGAGGCUUUCUCGAUCAGCUCUAGGUGAUUUCCUUUUACUACUAGACAAGGGGAUACUCCGAAUGGUACAGCGUGCCGAAGAGCGUGUGCCCCUCAUUGCCAUGGUCGAUGUCACUCUGAAUACUCCAAUGCCACAUAGCAGCUAGUAUGGGUAAGUUGUUCUCUGCCACCAGUUCUCUCCUCGUGCUCGAUUCAGUGUGAUUCAUGCCUGUGCGCCACCCCGCAACGCCAACAAAUCUAUCACCAAUUUUCAAGCCACCCGUUCACCGUUUCAGAAGGGACCUUCAGCUCCUCUUCCUCUAUGGCGCGCACUAUCCCGCAUUCGGAGUUAUACUCUUACUAUGUAGGAACUCUCUCCUUUCCAGCCGUUGGUGGCUUCAAGUGAUCGAGCUGGAACGAGAUUUGUCCUUCGCAUUUGGUCGAGCCUCGCUUCAUUCAAAUGUCGGUCCCCCCCCUUUCGCUUACCUUCGUUCGAGCUCAAAAAAGUGGGCGACAAAAAAACGUGGCAGUUGAGCGCGCCAACCUCCUUUCGACGCGUCAAGCAUAUUCAACAUAAACUGAUGGCGGACAUUUCUGCAAUCUGGUAUCAUCACCCAUCGUGAGCGCGUGAACUCGGCUUCUCACCAGAUUUGAACGCAUCCUCAAGCUUGGAAAUGUCGUCCAUAUACUCGGGUGACCACGGCGAAGGACGCAGCCCCAGGGCAAGCAGAAAAUCCAUCGGUCAGGCUAUGCAGCGGACGUGGGAAUGGAUGGCGGCUCAUCAGACAAGAUCCGGCGACUUGACCUCAUCGAACUCCUCACAUUCGCCUUUUAGCAACCCAAACGAUGAUCUAGAUCUUGAUUCACUUUUCAAGCGUCUGGACAAGUAUACGACCGAGAUGCAGGAAGUGGAGGAUCGUCUCAGACGAGCGAAGUUCGUUUCCGAGAAUCCCGGAGGGAUCAAUAUCAAGAGAUUCUCCUUUGAGGGUAUUUCUUCUCUGGAAGCGACCAAACCUUUGCAGACAUUUGAGUUUCCGGCGAAGUCAACUCCUUCCACCGAAUGGAAACUGGGACAAGUCUCAAGCAUCACCACUUCCUCGGAACAGACCUCGCCAACUCCCCUCGCCCACGCAGAGCUCCAGAACUACUUGAGUACAAAAUAUCCGUUGCCUGAUCUGGGCGAAUUACCAGAGGACUCGGCGGCACCAUUAUUACUUGGGAAUUGGAAACAACGGGCAGAGCAGCAAUUCUUGCCCACAAAACUAGCCCUAAAGCGUAGCAGCAGCAGAUACUCGGACAGAGGAGAAUCAUAUCCGGACUACUCACGCCAGAGAUUCGUGUGGAAGCGGCAAUCUCCAUCGCCAUCGCCCCCUGUGGAAGGAAGUCAUCACACAACGAGUUCCGAAAAGAAUCAGGUCUUGGCCCAGAUGCCCGAAUAUUUAAUAGAGGGCGAUAAUGACUACCAUCAAUACGACUUCUCUGAGGAGGACGAACCCGGUCCAGCAAUUCCAAGAUCUUGGACGUUGCCGCCCAGAACGUCAAGCAUGAAACAACCGAACAAAGAGACGUGGCAGGGAGACGCAACCACUCUGCUCAGACCAUUGCCCCGCAGGAGGAUGACAACCAGCGACGCACGGCCUUCGAUAAGAAACGGUGGAUACUGGUCCAGUCAGGGAGCCGAGCUCUUUGUCAAAGGCGAUGAACCACCUGUUCCUGGGUUAUCUCAAUCUACCUCGAUCGCGACAUUGAAUUCGAAUCCUCCUAUGACGCCUUUGACACUGAGCGAUCCUAGAGAAGACCAAUUACGCCGAGAGAUGGAAAGUUUUGCGAUUCAGGACGGCCCAGAGACACUCGAGCAUCGAUACAAGAAGCGCAGGCCUCCAUUGCUAAAUUUGUUCGAUUCGGACGAGGAGGAAGAAGAAGAUCAGCGGUCGGUAUCCACCACACUGGAACCAGACAGUUCUAGCUUGCUGAGCUUGAAUGACGACCGGAGCGUCAGACCUCGACGGCGGCGCAGGAGCAUUUUCAGCAUUUUUCAGAGGAGGUCGCCUGUUGAAAAGCUGAUUGACAUGUAUUUCACCGACGAGCCGGAGGAGAAAGCCGGGCCCCAGAAAGGGUCUGCUCGAUCCAGAAAAGGAUCUCUUGUUCGAGAAAAGUUGCCAAAAAGCCCCGGAACGCCACCGCUACCUCAAGCCCUGCACGGGAAGCAGACGUCGUUUUAGACAGGAGCAUUGGCAUGGUUCGAAUCUGUCUCCGACCUUCUUGACCCCAACUCUGCCACCAGCUCUGCAAAUGCCAUUAUCCCCGACGUCUCGGCAGUAUCUGAAUCUAACUGGCGUUCCAGAAGUCGCAUGGCACGGGCAAUGCGUUUCUGUGGAGUAUCUUGGGACUUAUGUCCGCGCGGACUUUGGGAUGUGAAUUGGCUUGCUUCGCGGUCGUCGGCAAUAGUGGUUUCAAAGAUGAACUUGAGUUUGGCACGCAGGGUUGGAUAUUGUUGAAACAGAUUUUGCAGCCUAUGAUCCCCGAUCAGAAGGUCGACAAGGGGCGUAUCCUCAAUUGAAGCUGCCUCUGACUUCCCAGGUGCAACUUCAGGGUUUGGAAUGUCACUCUUGGGUGUAGGCUGUUCACAUUGGCUCUUGUGCGUCUUGAAACAGGGCAAGGAACAGCUGGUUCACAACAAGGUUAAUGACAAGAAACUAAUGUAACUUGAUGAAGUAUAUCGCACCUUGGAGCCCUACAAAAGGGACAAUGGUAUUUGGAGGUUGGAUUUUGACAUACGCUGCAAGGCUCUAAUGCCAUGGGGCAAGCAAGGCACUUCUGGUAGCUGGAAUGUUGAUGUUAUCGACGCGGCAGUCGACCAAGCGAAGACCACUCAAUGCCGCCUUUGAAUUGAAGUACGA